Molecule: messenger RNA, 1180 nt
Organism: Lagopus leucura (white-tailed ptarmigan)
Lineage: Eukaryota; Metazoa; Chordata; Aves; Galliformes; Phasianidae
Gene: DNAJC17
Product: DnaJ heat shock protein family (Hsp40) member C17
Exons: 11
Coding region: 50-889 (279 amino acids)
Biological process (GO): spliceosomal complex disassembly
Cellular component (GO): spliceosomal complex
Molecular function (GO): RNA binding
Source: RefSeq, a predicted model, not a curated record
GCAACGCGAGCCCAGCAGGGGGCACGGGCAGAAGCCGCUCGACGACGAAAUGGCGGUCGAUAAGGACCUGCUGGAGUUGGAUCUGUACGGCCUGCUGGGGGUCGGCGAGAAGGUGUCGGAGAAGGAGAUUAAGAAAGCGUACCGCCAGAAGGCCUUGACUUGUCACCCAGAUAAGAACCCAGAUAAUCCCCGAGCAGCGGAAGUCUUCCACCAGCUGUCUCAGGCCUUAGCUGUUCUGACAGAUGCAGCAGCAAGGGUGGCAUAUGACAAAGUGAGAAAAGCCAAAAAGCAAGCAGCAGAAAGGACACAAAAGCUUGAUGAGAAGCGAAAGAAAGUAAAGCUUGAUCUUGAAGCCAGGGAACGGGAAGCCCAGAUCUGUGACAAUGAAGAGGAGGAGAUCCGGAUAACAAGGACCUUAGAACAAGAAAUAAUACGGUUGCGUGAAGAAGGCUCUCGUCAGCUUGAAGAGCAGCAGAGACUCAUUCGAGAACAGAUCCAACUUGAAAGACAGCAGCGCAUCCAAGGUGAAAUAGGCAACCAAAUAGGAAAUGGAGCAGAAGGCAGAAUAACUCCCAAACUCAAACUAAAAUGGAAAUGCAGGAAAGAAGAUGAGACAGGAGGGGGAUAUUCAAAGGAAGUUUUACUGCGGAUGCUGCAGAAGUAUGGCGACGUGCUAAAUUUGUUGAUCUCCAGUAGGAAGGUUGGAAGUGCAGUCGUGGAAUUUGCUACUGUUAAAGCUGCUGAAAUGGCUGUGAAGAAUGAAGUUGGCCUGACAGAUAAUCCUCUAAAGAUUUCCUGGCUGGAAGGCCAGCCCCAGAGCAAUCCCAGCUGUGUCCUUUCUGACAGCAGUGGUCGGCCUAGGACUUCACAGGACUUUCUGUCAGUGUAGCAAUACAUUGAGGUACAAGCUACUUGAACAACUGGAUGUUUGCACAAUAUCCCCCUCUUAAAAGUGAAAACUAAGGAUGCUCCUUGCUCAACACAAAGCCUCUAAUUCCAUUCUUCUGUGAAUUUAGUGUAGUGUACUUCAACUGUGAAAUCCUUUGGCAGGUAGUUCACUGAAAGAGGUAUGGAACCUUUAGAGAGGUUUAGUUACUGCAUUCACAAGAGGGUGAAAUUUCAAUGCUAAAAGCAAACCUAUGUUCUUAGGGUCUGCAGGAGGAAAACUAAAAUAGUGUCA